Molecule: messenger RNA, 1254 nt
Organism: Culicoides brevitarsis
Lineage: Eukaryota; Metazoa; Arthropoda; Insecta; Diptera; Ceratopogonidae
Product: probable serine hydrolase
Exons: 2
Coding region: 158-1207 (349 amino acids)
Molecular function (GO): hydrolase activity
Source: RefSeq, a predicted model, not a curated record
GGCCAUUUGAAUCAUUAAUUCGAACUUUGAGCCUCUAAUCUAGAAAAAUUAGGUCACAAGAGCUUAUCUCACAUGAAUAUAUUUUACAUAUCACUGCGGAAUCGGAGAUAAUCUCAACGUGACGUGUCAAUCAGGUGUACACCAAUUAUUUACUGGCAUGAAUAUCACAAAAAAAGCCACCGUAGAAGGCAUUGCUCGAGUUCUCAUUGGAAAACAACGAUCGCUGUUAAAGCCGAUUUAUUCUAAAAUGCACACAUCAUCAUCAUUGGACGUGCAAGACGAGGCAGACGAGGUUCAAAUUCCGAUGCCUUGGGGGCACGUUAGUGGGAAAUGGUGGAACUCGAAAGAUGUGCGACCAGUUUUGUGUAUUCAUGGCUGGCAGGACAAUGCUGGGACAUUCGACAGACUAAUUCCUUCGUUGCCCAAACACUUGUCGUACUUGGCUAUUGACCUUCCUGGACACGGGCUUAGUUCUUGGUACCCACAUGGAAUGCAAUACCAACCAAUUGACUAUAUAAACGUUAUAAAUUUAAUACGCAAGGAAUAUGGAUGGGAGAAGGUUUCCUUAAUCGCCCACAGCAUGGGCUCAAUUGUAGGUUUCAAUUAUUGCGGAUUGUAUCCUGAUCGUGUGGAUUUUAUGGUAGGCAUUGAUGCUCUGAAAAGUCACAUAAAAAAUAAAGAACGAGUAGCACCUGUUUUGGAAUAUUGCUAUGAUAACCUUUUGAUAGCGGACGAGAGAAAUAGAAGCAAGAGCGAACCACCUUCUUACUCGUAUGAAGAAACAGUAAAAAAGUUGUGUGAGGCAACAAAUGGUUCAGUAACACCUGAAACCUGCAAACACAUCCUUCAGAGGAACUUAAGGAAGAGCGAAAAGUAUCCAAACAAGUAUUACUUUGCCCGUGACAAUAGACUGAAAUAUUCGGGAUUUAUAAACUUAGCUCAAGAGGUCAGUAUCGAGUUUGCAAAACGAAUGCAAAUGCCGUACCUCUUCAUCAAAGCAAGCAAGUCUCCGUACUACGAAAAGAAAGAAUAUUUUGAUCAAAUGAUUGAAGCAAUGCGAGAGAGCAACAAAAACUUUGAAUGGCACUUCAUUGAGGGUACUCAUCACUUGCAUUUGACGUCACCCGAAACCAUUAGCGAGUUAUUAUCCAAUUUCAUAAACAAAGCCAGACCUUGUGGCACUGACGAUGCAAAAAGUAAAUUAUAAACACAAAGCUUUAAUUCAAAUUUUAAUAUAAUUUAUUAUUAUUCCAA